AUACCGUUGGCUCCUUGUAGUGCGCUGGAAACAGUGCCGGGCACUGCGGCGGAGGAGGCGCGCACUAUAAAAGCGGGUGCGUGCGGACGGGGCGCCAUUUGCGGCGGAGGAGCUGAACUGUGCAGGAAGACAGCGAGCAUGCAGAUCUUUGUUAAAACCCUGACCGGCAAGACCAUCACCCUUGAGGUUGAGCCCAGUGAUACCAUUGAAAAUGUCAAGGCCAAGAUUCAGGAUAAGGAAGGAAUCCCACCGGACCAGCAGCGUUUGAUCUUUGCAGGCAAGCAAUUGGAAGAAGGACGCACUCUGUCUGACUACAACAUCCAGAAAGAAUCUACCCUGCACUUAGUGUUGCGGCUGAGGGGAGGCAUGCAGAUCUUUGUGAAAACCUUGACCGGCAAGACCAUCACCCUGGAAGUGGAGCCCAGUGACACCAUUGAGAAUGUAAAGGCCAAGAUUCAAGAUAAAGAAGGAAUCCCACCUGAUCAGCAACGUUUGAUCUUUGCAGGCAAGCAACUGGAAGAUGGCCGUACCCUUUCUGACUACAACAUCCAGAAAGAAUCUACCCUGCACUUAGUGUUGCGGCUGAGGGGAGGCAUGCAGAUCUUUGUGAAAACCUUGACCGGCAAGACCAUCACCCUGGAAGUGGAGCCCAGUGACACCAUUGAGAAUGUCAAGGCCAAGAUUCAAGACAAAGAAGGAAUCCCACCUGAUCAGCAACGUUUGAUCUUUGCAGGAAAACAGUUGGAGGAUGGUCGUACCCUAUCCGACUACAACAUCCAGAAAGAAUCUACCCUGCACUUAGUGCUGCGUCUGAGGGGAGGCAUGCAGAUCUUUGUGAAAACCUUAACUGGCAAGACCAUCACCCUGGAAGUGGAGCCCAGUGACACCAUUGAAAAUGUCAAGGCCAAGAUUCAAGAUAAAGAAGGAAUCCCACCUGAUCAGCAGCGUCUGAUCUUUGCAGGAAAACAGUUAGAAGAUGGUCGCACCCUAUCAGACUACAACAUCCAGAAAGAAUCUACCCUGCACUUGGUUCUUCGUUUGAGGGGGGGCAAUUGUUAACUGUUGUAAUUGGCUUUUUUUUGUGGGUAGUAUUCUUGCCUCUAGCGUAAAAUGUUGAUUAAAGUGUCUUCCCAUGUCAUUCAAAAUAAAAUUGUUGCAAGCUUA
Molecule: messenger RNA, 1164 nt
Organism: Amblyraja radiata (thorny skate)
Lineage: Eukaryota; Metazoa; Chordata; Chondrichthyes; Rajiformes; Rajidae
Product: polyubiquitin-B
Exons: 2
Coding region: 139-1059 (306 amino acids)
Molecular function (GO): protein binding
Source: RefSeq, a predicted model, not a curated record